Molecule: messenger RNA, 1215 nt
Organism: Calliphora vicina (urban bluebottle blowfly)
Lineage: Eukaryota; Metazoa; Arthropoda; Insecta; Diptera; Calliphoridae
Product: synaptonemal complex protein 1-like
Exons: 2
Coding region: 83-1195 (370 amino acids)
Source: RefSeq, a predicted model, not a curated record
GUGUGUUUUUCUUUGUUCAGUAUGUAUUUGAGUUUUACGGAAAGAAGGCGACUUGCAAAUAUUUAAAAUAAAUUUAAGAAAAAUGUCUACACAAACUGCCAUGGUAUGCAUGAAAUGUAAAGAAGUUUUAAACAGUCAGGACGACAUUUUUGGCACAAGUUGUGGACAUUUGUAUCAUUUUCUUUGCUUGCGUGAAUGUCACGGCCGAUCAACCAAUUGUUCACAUUGUGAAUCAUACAAGCCAUGUAUGUAUAAAAUGUUUUUAGAAUUUGGUGAAGUUCCCAUAUCUUGGGAGGACCAAACAAAAACAAUUGAACUUCAUAAUGAGCUGGAAGAUGCAAAGCUACGAUUGGUUAAUGUUGAGGAGAAGCACAAGCUUUCACAAGUGUCGGUGCAAAAACUUGAAGGAACAUUAAAAAAGCUGAAUGAUGCUCUGAAAUGUCGAGAUAUUACAGUGUCGGAUUUGGAGGAUCGUAUAGCAACGCUUGAGGAAUUAAAUAAGUUUUUAUCGACAGAAGUUGAAUUGAAGGAAAGAAGUAAUGGCAACAAUAACAAUGUAGAAAAAUUGGAAGAACAAAGCAUGGAACUGUCGAAAAAUCAAAUAAAAAAGAUUAAUAACAAAAAAAUACAGCAUUUGUCGGAAGAGUUGGAAAAUGAAAUUGCCAAAAAUGCCCAAUUAACUAAAGACAAUCUUAAAUUGAAAGCAUUUAUAAAUCUAACAAAUAAUGGAAAUGAUAAGAGUAUAAUAGAUAUUCCAGCAGAUGCUUCUGUUGAAAAUCAAAAUGAAAACUGUGAAGAUUUCAUAGAACACUGCGAUGAAUCCGAAGAAAUCGAAAUCGUCAAAGAACCAUCAGGCUCCAACGAAAAUACCGAAGACAAAAUAGUUGAAGAAAACGAUGAACAAUCAUUAUCAUGCAAUCAAGAAAGCACAACCGAAUCCCAUACAGUUUUAAUACGUAAUUUCCGUGUCAAAGAUUUAAAAACACCUUUAGAAAAUGUUGUCAUUGCAAUAGCUUCCCAAAUGAAUUUACAAUUAUCAGCUUCAGAAAUUACCAGAGUGAUUACAAUUAAUAAUAAUAGAAAUUAUACAUCCUUAAAUGUAGGAUUUGAAAAUAUCCAGACAAAACAGAAUUUUCUUAAGUAUAAAAAUCGUUUAAAAAAAUCUAAAUUCACAAGAUAUUUAGAUAUUCAAUAAGAAUUAAAUUAUGUAAAAAU